CCGCUCCUCCUCCAGCACCAUGGCCAGCCCCAGAACCAGGAAGGUCUUGAAGGAAGUCAGGGUGCAGGAUGAGAACAACGUCUGUUUUGAGUGUGGAGCAUUCAACCCUCAGUGGGUCAGCGUGACCUAUGGCAUCUGGAUCUGCCUGGAGUGCUCGGGAAGACACCGUGGGCUGGGGGUGCACCUCAGCUUCGUGCGCUCUGUGACCAUGGACAAGUGGAAGGACCUGGAGCUGGAGAAGAUGAAAGCGGGUGGGAACGCCAAGUUCCGCGAGUUCCUGGAAUCGCAGGAGGAUUACGACCCCUGCUGGUCACUACAGGAGAAGUACAACAGCAGAGCCGCUGCCCUCUUCAGGGAUAAGGUAGCCACACUGGCUGAAGGCAGAGAGUGGUCUCUGGAGUCAUCGCCUGCCCAGAACUGGACCCCACCUCAGCCCAGGACGCUGCUGUCCACUGCUCCCCGAGGCCCUGGUCAGCCACAGAAUGUGACCGCCUCCCCAGACAAGGCUUUCGAAGACUGGCUGAAUGAUGACCUUGGCUCCUAUCAAGGGGCCCAGGGAAACCGUUACGUGGGGUUUGGGAACACGCCGCCACCCCAGAAGAGAGACGAUGACUUUCUCAACAGUGCUAUGUCCUCCCUGUACUCGGGCUGGAGCAGUUUUGCCACUGGAGCCAGCAAGUUUGCCUCGGCAGCUAAGGAGGGUGCUACAAAAUUUGGAUCUCAAGCAAGUCAGAAGUUCUGGGGCUACAAGCAGCAGCCAGAGCCGGCUUCUGAGCUGGGCCACAGCCUGAACGAGAACGUCCUCAAGCCUGCUCAGGAGAAGGUGAAGGAGGGGAGGAUUCUGGAUGAUGUGUCCAGUGGGGUCUCUCAGUUGGCAUCCAAGGUCCAGGGAGUUGGCAGCAAGGGAUGGCGGGAUGUCACCACCUUCUUUUCUGGGAAAGCGGAAGACCCCUCUGAUAGAAUCCCAGAGGGCCACAGUUACCAGAACAGCAGCGUAGACCACGUGCCAAGCAGCGCCAUCGACCAGAGCUUCUGGGAGACCUUUGGGAGCACUGAGCCCCCGCGGGCCCGCAAGUCCCCCAGCAGUGACAGCUGGACCUGUGCCGACACCUCGACGGAGCGGAGGAGCUCGGACAGCUGGGAGGUGUGGGGCUCGGGCUCAGCCUCCACCAACAAGAACAGCAACAGUGAUGGCGGGGAGGGCUGGGAAGCCAACAAGAAGACAGCACCACCUGCGCCCACUGAUGACGGCUGGGACAACCAGAACUGGUAGGGCCGGCCCGGCCCCCUCAGGACUGCGUGUUUGCACUCUGCCCCCAUCGUCCCUCUUCCAUUUGACCCAAGACACAGUGACUGCAGCAAGGACAAUGCCACAGGAGGCAGGACUCUGGUGAGACUCGGACCAGGGUUGCUGCCCAGUAUGGGGGUCUCAGCGUGUGCGGACAGCUCACCCUCUGUGGCUUCUUGGGAGUUCGCAUCCCACCCCCUCACCCCCAUCCCGGGUGUCUCUGAAAGAAUUUCCAGCCUUGGGCUGGGGCACAGCCUUGGGACCGUAGCCUCCUGGGGGUAGGAUCAGCUGUGGGCUAUGCGCCAGCUGCGAGUCUCCCCUUCUCACGGGAGUACUCUUGAAUGUGGAGUUCACUCCGGCCCUCGUCUCCUGGAGGAUAGGCCUGGAAUCAGGUGGAAACGCAGAAACAACCCAUAGCUCACACUGCCGCCGCCCACCAACCCACAUUGGCUCCUAGGCCUGAGUCAUGAACUCGCCUGACUAACCUGUGUACCCCAGUGGCUUCCCAUGUGUGCCCUACCCAGCCUGGCCUUACCAGCGGACCCCUGCUGAUGGCUGCACGCACUCUGUGGGCCCAGGCUCAACCUGACAGCAAGUCUUCCUCAGCACGUGGCCAUCCUGGAGGAAGUGAGGGACAUGCCUGGGAGUCUGGUGGUGGGGAGGGCCAGGAGGAGACCUGUGUAGGGCCCUGCACCAGAUUCUGAAGCCACGAGCACCCUUCUCCCUGGGACAGCGAGGCAGGCCUGUCCGCACCGUGCUUGGGCCUGCCCCGCCACCUGUUUGGCAUGUAGCUGUCCUCCACCAAGUAUCCUCUUGCUCUGUUACUAACCAACCUAGAGCCCACCAGGCUUGAGCCUGUUGGAUGGCACACCCCUGAAGGCGUGCCCACCUUGCCCUCCGUAGGACACAAUGACAGUGCUGUGACUUCCUGCAUCCUUUCUGUGUGACCCUGGGUUUGACCUGCAGCGCAUGUACCAGACCCCGCCUGUGUGCUUCAUGUGGUGUGCCUGCCCCUUCCCCAGCCACCAUCUGCAGGGUCCUGGUUUGUCCUGGACUCCUCAGCUCUUGUGCCCAUCCUGCCUCAGGGAUUCACAGCCGCCUGCAUAAUGGGACAGGCCUUAGAUUUAGGAGAUCCCUCCUGGGGCCUCAUCCUCCUCUUAGGUGGCCAGGUGUGGGUGCCCAUGCCCCUGGCUGCAAUCGGAGGGCCUUGGUCUGCUGUCAUUGUGUUGGAGGUCAGAGGUCAAGAUACUGAGAAACCACAGGGCAGAUGAGAGCCUGCAGUGGCUGCACAGGACACAUGCUCUGGAGGACUGAGGACUGAGCUAGAGAAGGGUCUUCAUCAGGCCUGAUGGGUCUCUCUUGAGCUGGGACUUGAGGCUCAAAGUUAGAGGGGUUCCUGGACCCCAUUGGGACAGGUAACCUGAGGAGGGUGGAGUCUGUCCUAGGUGUGUGGGGGUGUCCCACAUUCCUGUUCCACGCCAGCACUCUAACAUCAGGAAACAGGUCUUAUUCCCGCUCAGGAAGCUGCCUGUCCUGGGGCCUUGUUCUGUUGGGAUGGGGGUGGCUCCUCUGCUCCAGGGAGGCCCUUUUGAUGCAAAAUGAACAGAAGACAAUGUGGGGAGGUGUUCCACCCACCUGCAUGUGGUGACCAAGACCCCUCAGCAGGAGCUGGCACCUUCUGUUCUGCAGGUGCUGAUGGGGACAGGGUGGGACCCUCCUGGCGUGCGGGGGCCUGGACAUGGGUGUUGACCCAGCAACAUUCCAAUAAAGCACGUGGAACAUGCA
Messenger RNA from Carlito syrichta (Philippine tarsier), 3073 nucleotides. RefSeq names its product ADP ribosylation factor GTPase activating protein 1 (gene ARFGAP1). Bases 20 to 1273 code for a protein of 417 amino acids. Lineage: Eukaryota; Metazoa; Chordata; Mammalia; Primates; Tarsiidae. Gene Ontology annotation, cellular component: Golgi membrane. Gene Ontology annotation, biological process: regulation of ARF protein signal transduction; regulation of endocytosis. Gene Ontology annotation, molecular function: GTPase activator activity. The record is from RefSeq and is a predicted model, not a curated record. The transcript has 15 exons.